Messenger RNA from Vombatus ursinus (common wombat), 1698 nucleotides. It is a transcript of the gene TVP23A, whose product is annotated as trans-golgi network vesicle protein 23 homolog A. Bases 123 to 764 code for a protein of 213 amino acids. Gene Ontology annotation, cellular component: Golgi membrane. The transcript is spliced from 7 exons. NCBI's taxonomy places the organism in Eukaryota, Metazoa, Chordata, Mammalia, Diprotodontia, Vombatidae. Gene Ontology annotation, biological process: protein secretion; vesicle-mediated transport. The record is from RefSeq and is a predicted model, not a curated record.
UCCCAUCCCGCCUAUGCCCCUGACCCUUCUGCCCAGUGGCGGCCAAACAUCAAGAGAGAGAGAAAAAACCAGGCCUCAACCUCGUUGCGGAUUGGGCCGGCCCAAGGUGGCCAGGUGGGAAGAUGAAGCAGUCCCUGGUGGAUGACACAGAGGAUGUGUCUCUUGAUUUUGGAAAUGAAGAGGAAAUGGCAUUGAGGAAAGCUAAAAUCAGGCAUCCACUGGCCACCUUUUUCCACCUCUUUUUCCGAGUGAGUGCUAUCAUUACCUACUUGUUCUGUGACUGGUUCAGCAAAAGCUUUGUUGCCUGUUUUGUCACUAUUCUCCUUCUUCUGUCCUUUGACUUUUGGUCUGUCAAGAAUGUGACAGGAAGACUCAUGGUUGGCUUACGCUGGUGGAACCAGAUAGAUGAAGAUGGAAAAAGUCAUUGGAUUUUUGAAGCCAAAAAGGUCUCUUUAAAUAAUUCAACUGGAACAGAAGCUGAAGCUAGAAUCUUCUGGCUUGGUCUAAUUAUCUGUCCAUUGAUCUGGACUGUAUUCUUCUUUAGCACCUUAUUCUCCCUGAAGCUCAAAUGGCUUGCACUUGUAAUUGCUGGAAUCUCCCUCCAAACUGCUAAUCUAUAUGGAUAUAUCCACUGUAAAAUAGGAGGACAAAAAACUAUCACCAAGGUCACAUCAAGGUUUCUAUCCCAGACAGUAUUUCAGAGCGAGUGUCAAGAUGAAUUUCAAAAGCCCAGUCUAGAGAGAAUGGAAAUACACAAAAAUUAAAUGAGAAGCAGAGGCUCUUCAUUACCUCCAGAUUAAGGUUCUAACACUAAACUAGCAUUGUGAUCCACUGAGUAAUUUGGCUCCAUUUCUCUUUUCAACCUUCCCGGUCUUACUGUACCUUGAACAAGCUAUGCAUACUUCUUGACUUGGGCCUCAUUUAAUCCUCAUCUUUCCCCCCCCCUGCAGCUUUUCUUGGCUGCUUCCACUCUAGUGCCCUCAUAUGAAUUCAUAACUCUUAAAUAAAUAAGUACCACUUAUUUGGUACUUAUAGACCAUCUUUUGACUUCUUGCUAGUAUAAUGGAAAAGUGCUGGACUAAGAUGACUGGUUCAACUAAACUACUUACUAUUUAGUAUUAUAUUGAGUAAGCUUCCUUUCUGGUAAAAUGGAGAUAAUAUUAUGUUAUGCUUCUCAGUGUUGCAAGGAUCAAAUGAGAAUAUAUGUAAAAGCACUUUGUAAACUUCUGUACAAAUAAAUGCAAAGUAGUGUUAUGUCCAAACCAGACAGUAUACUCCUUGAGAUCUCAGUUGUCUGUAUCUUCCUCAGUGCCUGGCACACUGUAGGUGCUCAAGAGUUUACUAAAUAUAUAAAUAACCAUUUGUUGGAUUUUCCUGAUUAAAAACAGUUGUAAUUCUCACACUGUUUAGCAGUUUUAUAAAUGGUAGGGUCAAUCAAGAGCUGACAAUAUAUGUGAAUGCUUACCUCUCUUCCCCCUCUUCCCAAGAAACUUUAGUCUUAUAAAAUCUUAGGAAAAUGUAAGCCACAACUGUUGGAGAUCUUAUACAAAGGUACAGAAUGGAUACAAUCUGGGUAGGUGGAGGGAGAAUCCAUACCAUCGAAAUAACAGAUUCUUAAAGGACAUUGAAUAUAUUAAUUUAAAUUUUUCUUUCUUCUUUUUUUUCUUUUUUUGAGAGGAUUGGGAAAAUUAGAUGAAA